Molecule: messenger RNA, 2679 nt
Organism: Dunckerocampus dactyliophorus (ringed pipefish)
Lineage: Eukaryota; Metazoa; Chordata; Actinopteri; Syngnathiformes; Syngnathidae
Product: CKLF-like MARVEL transmembrane domain-containing protein 3
Exons: 6
Coding region: 130-651 (173 amino acids)
Cellular component (GO): membrane
Source: RefSeq, a predicted model, not a curated record
AGAUAUAUUUGGUUUCCUGUUGAGUGGGCUGCAGAGUAUAGAUUGCUACACUUUCCCAGACCAUCACAUUCAACAAGCCAAGAAGUGAAACCAGACCUCAGACAAUGACAUCAAUUCUUUUCCUUCAACAUGGGAGACAUCGAAGCUCCCAACGCGAGGCAGCCGAGCCACAGCGUGCUGCAGUCCGUCCUCCCCAGCAGAGAAUUUGCCUCCUCCAGGAAAGGAAUGCUCCUCAUUGCUGAAGUGUCUGUGUCCUUCAUAGACUUUGUGUGCUUUGCCGCAUCCACGGCAGCUGCCUUUGUGACAGUCCCCCUGCUGGAGUUCCUGGCUGCUCUCUUCCUGCUCUUUGCCUACUCCACCAAAUUCAGCGAGAGGUUUAAAGGCUUCCUGUGGCCUCUUAUGGAUUUUAUGAGAUGUGUGACUGCUGCUAUCAUCUACUUCAUCAUUUCCAUCAUUGCAGUAUCCAAAUAUGUGGAUGGUUCCUCCAAAGCUGCAGGGGUGUUCGGCUUCAUUGCCACAAUUGCGUUCGCUUUGGAUUUUUAUCUCAUUUUCAAUGAGCUUGCCAAUUUCCUGAAGCAAGGAGGAGGGACCUCAGAGGACCCAUCAGGACAGCAAGAUGGUGAUGAAUUUUCAGACUCGGAUUCAGACUGAGAUCAUCGUCUCACAACUUCCAGAAUAAUUAACUCCAGGACACAAGACCACUUCUGCAGCGGACACCUUGCAAGGGUACAUUACCAGUGUGUACAAAAAAGACGUUCUAUAACUUUUUUCUUGCAGAAUUGGUAUUGUGUUUAAUAAGAAUUUCCUGUCGUGGAAAGGCAAAGUAUGCGGCACUGUAGUGGUCCUGCCUUAAUAAGCACAAAGAGCACAGAUUCAUUGCACACAAAAUCAUGUUUUCUAUGUACAGAAGAUGUAACAAAACAUUGUUAUUGACCUGGUGGCUAAAACGAAUUGGUACAAUGGAAAACAAAGGGUGAAUUAUGACAUAACAGCUAUAUAGAUAUAUUUUAAUUUGCAUUUCCAAAGCAAAUGUGGAGCCAAGUAUCAGUUUAUCUGUUUUGCAAUCUAACUGUGAACAAUGGGCUGUGACCGAAAUGUUCCAACACUAAAAUGUCCCUCCAAAUAGUGAAACAUAUAACAAUUCCAAUGUUGAAAUAAACUACAUGUCCAGAUAUUGCAGGUUGGCUGGUUUCAACCGUGUUUUUCACAUAAAUAUUAUCCAAUUUAGACUUUUUCAACUUUGUGGGUCAAGUUUGUGUGUUGCAGUGUAAGCUUGUCUAGCGUAUGUGCUUCUUCCGAUAUGUUUAAAGUGCUCAUGACAACAAAACACGUUUCUUGUUGUGAAAAAUAACCUUGAAAGGCAUAUUUCCUGUGUUAGAUGUGUACUCAAAUAUUGAAAUAUUUACAAUUUUAAAAAAUCGGCAGUUUUUCCGGGUGUGGAGGGGGCGGAGCAAGUGACGUCUACAACAGACGAUCCUACCCGGAACUGCUGCUUCACUGCAGUGUUUUCUGAACUUUAAUGGUACAGUUCUGGAUUAAUUGCUGUUGUUUGUUAUAUAUGUUAUUUUAAUAUGCUUGCUCGUUGUAUUAAAGGUUUUUACUGGAACGCUCGAAGAGACGGAGUAAGCUUGUUCACAUUUCCUAAAGACACUAUUCGCCUCGUCAGAUCGGCAACAUUUGACACAUUUGUGCCACGAAGUGUCUGUCACAUACUGACAGUCAAAGAAAAUAAAAACAUAUUGUGGCCAUUUUUGUGUGUGUGUUACAUCAUAGUUAUCACAAAACAAUAUCAGUGAUUGUUAUUUUUGUGUUAUUGUUGUGAAUAUGUCACUUUGUUGGCUUCGAUGUGAGUUCAUGGUUGCAUGUGUUUGAAUCUGGUUCCCGGAACGUAGUUUGUCUGUGACGUUCACAACCAAGAUGGCGUCGGUUGAGAAAACUCGCUGGGGGGUGUGCUCAAUCCUCACUUUAUUGCACUCCUAUUUCAUAGUUGUUUAUUUAUCUACGACAGCAGUAUGACACAAUGUUUUAUUAAGUGAAUACUUUUAUUUUGUUAAUUGUGUUUUUUCCAAGUUUUGGGUGUCAUGAGCACUUUAGGUACUGUGUAUAAUAGUACAGUGUUGUAUUGUCAUUGCAUGAUGAGAUAUGUUGCUGUGAACAGUUGAUGUGUGUUUGUUUUUUGUGUCAGGCUUUCUACGACUGCUGCUGACGAAUUAAGAGCACUAGAAAGCCGCAGUGACUGAUUUUAAUAACACCACUCAACAGCAAUAAUGUAAGGAAAAGCACCACUAGUGAGCUGUUUUGUAAGAUGAAUUUGCGGUAAAUUGUAGUUAAAUAAAGUAAAUAGAAGUUACUCUUACCAUCGAUAUGCACUGCUGUGCCUUCAGUUGGCAAGCUUUUGUAUGUUUUCAUGCUGUGGCUCCUGUGGCUCUGACCUGUGUGUUCAUCUCUAUUGUUUUGUAUCAUUUGAUAUCCUGUGAAAAAUAUAUUUUUUUCCAAAUAAAAAAAAUGCUAAGUGAUGAUCAGUGUUAACGCGCAGUUUGCAAACAUACACUCGCACAACACAGUGUUUCACACAAAAUCCUGGCCUUUCCAGCAAUGUGUGAUUUGUUGGGAGCUACAACAGCUUUUCACAACGUUCCCUGCUACUUUACCAUAAAAUAAAGAUGGUCGAUGCUCAAU